Messenger RNA from Gekko japonicus, 1464 nucleotides. It is a transcript of the gene CCDC85A, whose product is annotated as coiled-coil domain containing 85A. The record is from RefSeq and is a predicted model, not a curated record. Bases 1 to 1464 code for a protein of 487 amino acids. The transcript is spliced from 5 exons. Lineage: Eukaryota; Metazoa; Chordata; Lepidosauria; Squamata; Gekkonidae.
AUGUCUAAAGUGGCGGCGGCCGGAGCUGCAGCCGCGUCGGCGGCCGGAGCGGAAAGUUGCGGGGCGGCGCCGGCCGAAGACCUCUCCAAGGUGUCGGACGAGGAGCUCUUGAAGUGGACCAAAGAAGAGCUCAUCCGCAGCUUGCGCAAGGCCGAGGCGGAGAAGAUGAGCGCCAUGCUGGACCACAGCAACCUCAUCCGCGAGGUCAACCGGCGCCUGCAGCUGCACCUGGGCGAGAUCCGGGGGCUGAAGGACAUCAAUCAGAAACUGCAGGAAGACAACCAGGAGCUGCGAGACCUUUGCUGUUUCUUGGACGAUGACCGGCAGAAAGGCAAAAAGGUUUCCCGAGAGUGGCAGAGACUUGGCCGCUACAGUGCCGGUGUCAUGCAUAAAGAGGUUGCCUUGUAUCUGCAGAAACUGAAGGAGCUGGAAGUGAGGCAGGAAGAGGUGGUGAAGGAGAACCUGGAGCUGAAGGAGCUUUGCGUCCUGCUGGAUGAAGAGAAGGGGGGUGUUGUGGGGUGCCGGAACUCAGUCGAUAGCCAGGCCAGUCUCUGCCAGCUCAGUGCCACCAAUGCGUACAUCAGGGAUGUUGGGGAUGGAAGCAGCACCUCCAGCGCUGGAAGCACAGAUAGUCCUGACCAUCACAAGCACCACCUAAAUCCAAGUCCCGAGCACCUCCAAAAAACAAGGAGUGAAGGGAGCCCCGAGCGUCAGAAGCACAGGAGCGCUAGUCCAGACCCCCUCCACAAACCCAGGAGUUCUGCGAGUCCGGAUCCCCAGAAGCAUCUGAAAGGACUGAGUCCGGAGCAUCACAAAACAAUUGGCAAAGUCGCCCCUGAACAGCAGAAGCACGGCUGUAGCAGUCCGGAAACCCUGCCCAAGCACAUGGUGAGUGGUAGCCCCGAACAUUUUCAGAAACACAGGCCCGGUAGCAGUCCGGAGCACCAGAAGCACAGCAGCAGCCCAGAGCAUCUUCAGAAGCACACUCUGAGCGGAAGCAUGGAACAUCUCCCCAAAGUGAGGGGCACCAGCCCUGAGCACCUCAAACAGCAUUACGGGGGAAGCCCGGAGCAUCACAAGCACUUGAGCGGAGGCAGCAGAGAAGGCACUUUAAGGAGGCAAGUCGCAGAUGACCUGUCCCCCCAGCACAGAAGCCUCUACAAUGGCAUGAACGAACCAACCUUGUCCUAUGUUAGGCAGCUGGAAGCAAGAGUAAGACAGCUGGAGGAGGAAAAUCGCAUGCUGCCCCAGGGUCCCAUUAGGAUGCCAUCAGGGGCAGAUGGGAAUUUCUGCUCUCCAAGGCCUCCAGCUAGCUUCAGUGACCAGGCCUCCUCACCUUCUCAGCAGCCUGAAGCGGUGGUUAAUGCCCUCAAGGUUGUGUGGAGGAAACUUGGAGAUGCUGCAGGCUCGUGUCCUGGAAUUAGACAACACAUGUCUGGAAACCAGUAUAAAGGGCCAAUGUAA